UGUAAAAGUACCUCCAGUCUUUACACUAGCUUUUAUUUCUGUAUGGGCAAGACUCCUUCAGUGGGCUCAUUGCAAUGAGUGCUCUGUUGGACAUUCUGCAGUGGCUCGUAUCGUGACCCAACAGGGUGACUCUGAUUUGCUACAUCGAGAGCAACGUCCUGAGCCGCCCAAACAGUCUCAUAUAAACCAAGUCGCGUAACCAUUUGCACUCUUCUAAACUACAUAAGCAGGACAACUAGAGUCAUUGUAUGAUCUCUUACCAUCCACCUCUGGAAAGAUCAAAUCACCGCUGUACAUUUAUUUGCAGCAAGAGAGCCCGGUGGUCCAUAUUGAAUAACCACCCACGAAUAACUAUGGCAUCUCUUACGAAAACCAAACAAUCCCCUUCAAAACUCACACCAACUCCCCUCUCACAAGAAUGCUUAUCCCUUACCCCCCAAACCAAGAAAUUCCUCCACCGCAUCUCCCUCCAUCCAACCCUAACCCCUUACCGCCGCCGCGUCUACCGCACCCUCCUCUCCGUGCCGGAAGGCCGCUGGACCACUUACUCGGCGCUCGCGGCACAUCUAGGCUCCAGCGCACGGGCCGUGGGGAACGCAAUGCGCACGAACCCGUUUGCGCCAGAGGUGCCCUGUCAUCGCGUGCUGGCGAUGAAUGGGACCUUGGGGGGUUAUAAGGGGGAGUGGAUCUUGGGUGGGAAGUAUCAGGUUGAGAAGAGGCGGUUGUUAGAGGAGGAGGGGGUUGUGUUUGAUGAAGGGGGAGGGCGCAGGGAGAUUGCUUUCGGGAGUUUGUGGAUUUGGGGAGCGGGAAGUAGGUGUGGUGAAUGUUGUUUGGGGUUUGAUGCUGAUAGUGAAGAUAGUUGA
Messenger RNA from Aspergillus novofumigatus IBT 16806, 863 nucleotides. Its product is annotated as MGMT family protein. The coding region runs from base 249 to 863 and encodes 204 amino acids. Gene Ontology annotation, molecular function: methylated-DNA-[protein]-cysteine S-methyltransferase activity. The transcript has 2 exons. Lineage: Eukaryota; Fungi; Ascomycota; Eurotiomycetes; Eurotiales; Aspergillaceae. The record is from RefSeq and is a predicted model, not a curated record. Gene Ontology annotation, biological process: DNA repair.